Arabidopsis thaliana (thale cress) is the source of this 1586-nucleotide messenger RNA. RefSeq names its product purine permease 8 (gene PUP8). The coding region runs from base 261 to 1445 and encodes 394 amino acids. Gene Ontology annotation, cellular component: membrane. Gene Ontology annotation, molecular function: purine nucleoside transmembrane transporter activity; purine nucleobase transmembrane transporter activity. Lineage: Eukaryota; Viridiplantae; Streptophyta; Magnoliopsida; Brassicales; Brassicaceae. The transcript has 2 exons. Gene Ontology annotation, biological process: purine nucleoside transmembrane transport; purine nucleobase transmembrane transport; transmembrane transport. The record is from RefSeq and is marked reviewed.
GGACGGACACUUGAGCCAAUAAGAUUAGAAUAAGAUACAACAAUAUCAAGCGUCUAUAUAUCUGUUUUCACCAAACUCAGCCUACUUUAACAACGUUGUGUAUAAGAAGUUUUCUUAAAACCGCCAAUUAAAAGGUUUCAAUAAUUCAAAGUCAACGGUAAACAUCUUUACAGAAAUAUGAUGCACUUGUUCCCACCAACCUUCAUAUAUAUAAAAGCUUUACCAAAACUCUGUUUGUGGGAAGUCCUCUUAGAGUGGUCAUGGAAAUAACUCAAGUAAUCUAUGUCAAUGAUCAUAACAACAUAGAAGCAAACCUAACAGGUCAGGAGGAAAUGAAUACCACCAUGGAAAUCGAAUCUUCGUCCGUACCUCAAUCGAAGAACUAUAAGAAAUGGCUUCGUAUUUCCAUUUACGUGUUCUUUGUCCUUGCUUGCCAAGCACUUUCUACAAUUUUGGGCAGAGUUUACUAUGAAAAUGGUGGGAAGAGUACAUGGAUGGGAACACUUGUCCAACUAAUCGGCUUCCCUGUUCUGUUUCUCUUCCGCUUCUUUUCCCAAACCAAAAAUCCCAAACCAACAGAAGCAGAUUUCAGAAAGUUCUCUUCCUUCACCAUUCUUGGAUCAGUUUACAUCGUUACUGGACUAUUAGUGUCUGCUAACUCUUAUAUGUCCUCUGUUGGUUUACUAUACUUACCAGUUUCUACUUUCUCCCUCAUCUUGGCCUCACAAUUGGCCUUCACUGCCUUCUUCUCAUAUUUUCUAAACUCGCAGAAGUUCACACCUUUCAUUGUGAAUUCUCUGUUUCUCCUUACUAUUUCCUCUGCCCUCCUCGUGGUCAACACUGAUUCGGAAAACACAGCAAAAGUGUCUAGAGUAAAAUAUGUGAUAGGGAUAAUAUGUACCAUUGGUGCUUCUGCUGGGAUUGGAUUGCUGCUAUCCCUGGUACAACUGAUCCUCAGGAAGGUUUUAAAGAAGCAAACAUUCUCAACGGUCACUGACUUGGUCGCUUACCAAUCUCUAGUUGCAAGCUGUGUGGUUCUCAUAGGACUUUUCGCAAGCGGGGAGUGGAAAACUUUAACAAGUGAGAUGGAAAACUACAAACUGGGGAAAGUGCCAUACGUUAUGACUUUGGCCUCGAUAGCUAUUUCCUGGCAAGUCUACACCAUUGGCGUCGUGGGACUGAUCUUUGAGUCAUCUUCUGUGUUCUCCAAUUCCAUAACUGCUGUGGGAUUGCCUAUAGUUCCAGUUGUAGCAGUGAUUGUUUUCCAUGAUAAAAUGAACGCGUCAAAGAUCUUCUCCAUCAUUUUAGCUAUCUGGGGAUUCAUUUCAUUUGUCUAUCAGCACUACCUCGACGAAAAGAAGUUGAAGACUAGCCACACAAGUCCUGUAGGAGAUCCUCAUCUACUACCUGCUGAGGAAGGUCACACAAACAUACAUAGUGUAUGAUCAAAACAUAUUUCCAGUGUAAAGCCAAUGUAUCUUUGUACAGUUUGAGCAUAGAUAUAAAAACGUGUAUCUCUAGUCAAUCAUAAGUAACUGAUAAGUUUUGUACAUAAGAUACCAAUAGUUCGGAUCUUUUUUACUUCU